Insectozyma verbasci is the source of this 1188-nucleotide messenger RNA. Lineage: Eukaryota; Fungi; Ascomycota; Pichiomycetes; Serinales; Debaryomycetaceae. The record is from the annotation of a GenBank genome assembly.
AUGAAACAUCCAUUUCAAUUAUUAACUUCUGAUAAAUCAGGUAAAUAUUUAUUCACAAGUAAUCAAAAUGUAAUCCAAGUUUUCAAUUUUGGUGACGGAAAUGUGAUUGGUGAGUGGAAAGAUGAGACAGAAUCAGGACAAUUAAAAACCGUUAAAAAUGAUGAAAAGAAAGGCAAGGCUAAAUUUUCACAAUCAAUACUGAAUUAUAUUAGAUAUCUAAUCCUAGAUGACUCAGAAAAUUAUUUGAUAGCAUGUGCAGACUCAGACAAAUCAAUUUUAAUUUUCAAACUCGAUUUAAAUGCCUCCAAUUGUUUAAAUCUUAUCAAAAGACAACAAAUCCCAAAGAGACCAAGUUCUUUAGCUGUACAAGAUUCAAUUGUCGUUGUUGCUGAUAAAUUCGGAGACGUAUAUAGUAUCCCAAUAGAUUCUGAAAUUUCAGAUAUGGAUAAAUUGGAACCUAUUUUAGGUCAUGUUUCAAUGUUACUCGAUGUUGAAUUAGUCAAAUCAAAAAAUGAAAAACCAUUUAUUAUAACUUGUGAUAGAGAUGAACAUAUUCGUAUUUCGAAUUUUCCAAAGAGUUACGUCAUAAAGGGUUAUUUAAUGAAUCAUAAGAAUUUCGUGAGUAAAUUGUUUGUUCCUCACUUUGAUUCCAGUUUGUUAAUUAGUGGUGGAGGUGAUGAUUAUAUAUGUUUAUGGAAUUGGUAUAAUGAGAAUUUGAUGCAGAAAAUAGAUAUAAGGGAAUUAGUGGAGGAAUACUUGGAUGAUUUCCACUUACCUCCUGAACGAAUCAGAAAAGAACAAGAAGAAGAAGAAGGUAAACUAAUUAAAGAAACUUCAAUUGCACAGAUAUCAUCAGUUACAAUUGGUGAGAAAAGCUAUGUUAUUAUCCUAAUUGAGCAUACUCCCGUAUUGUUAUUUUUUGAAUUUGUGAACAACAACCUAAAAUAUUUCCAAAUUUUGAAAUUUGAAGAUAAUAUUGUUAAUUUUGCAGUUACAGGAGAUGAAAUAAUAGUCUCAUUAGAUUCAGAAACACUUGUAAAAGCGCUAAAGUUUGAUAUUGAAUUUAAAAUUGAUGAAAAUGAAAUUGUAUCAAGAAUUAUCGAUCAAAUUUCAAUUAAUACUGACUCAAAUUUUCAACAAUUAUAUCCAAUUUCAUCAUUACGUAAACGAAAAGAAAAUGAAUUUUAG